AUGCGCUUCGUACUUCCACUAGCUUUGGCUCUCCUCAUGCUAACCCCCGCCAAGGGGGUUGUGCUUCCCGAGACUGAGACUGUGCCCCGGAAUCUGACAGCACACUUCGAAGACCAUGCAAUCAAAACCAGCACCCACAAGCUGUCGAAAAGAAGCUUCUGGCCCCUCUGCACUCGAGAAGACGAGAUCGUCACCGACAUCAUCGAGAAGUGGGGCGAAGAGCGCCUCUACUGCGAGCUACCAAGCCACUGGUCACCCGGCAAAUCCUUCUCUCACCAAGACUGCUUCUGCAAGCCGAAAAUGGCGCCGAUAUGGAAGGAUUUCAUGGACGGCGCCAUUGACAACUGCGAAGGGAACUGGCGGGGUCAAACGGAUACUGUUGCCGUCUUCCUAACAUACAGGGGCGCGACGUGCCGCGACUACUGGAAUCCUAUACCUAAGGGUCGGAUCAAUACCCACGAGCUGGCACCGAACGAUCCUAUCAGGGAAAUCCUAUCCUUGGGCUUUCCGGACGGUGGGAAGGAUAUCAAGCCUGGGAGGCGUUGGGCGGCGUGA
Trematosphaeria pertusa is the source of this 555-nucleotide messenger RNA. RefSeq lists its product as uncharacterized. The coding region runs from base 1 to 555 and encodes 184 amino acids. The transcript is spliced from 3 exons. NCBI's taxonomy places the organism in Eukaryota, Fungi, Ascomycota, Dothideomycetes, Pleosporales, Trematosphaeriaceae. The record is from RefSeq and is a predicted model, not a curated record.